Molecule: messenger RNA, 3828 nt
Organism: Catharus ustulatus (Swainson's thrush)
Lineage: Eukaryota; Metazoa; Chordata; Aves; Passeriformes; Turdidae
Gene: EPS15
Product: epidermal growth factor receptor pathway substrate 15
Exons: 26
Coding region: 111-2900 (929 amino acids)
Biological process (GO): endocytosis; endosomal transport
Cellular component (GO): plasma membrane; cytoplasm; clathrin coat of coated pit
Molecular function (GO): calcium ion binding; cadherin binding
Source: RefSeq, a predicted model, not a curated record
AAUAAACUACAAUCAAGUAGAAGAUGGAGCAUUCUGUGUCAUCCUCAGUCUCCAGCUACUGUCCUUUACAGAAUUAUGUUUGGUUUAGGGGAUUACAGAGAGGAAGAUAGAUGGGAGAGAAUCACCUUCACCCUACAAGCAGUCAUUCUUCAAAGAGGAUAAUUAAAUCAAGUAUGACACUAUCCAGUGCAAAUCCUGUGUAUGAGAAAUUCUAUCGACAGGUUGAUUCUACUAAUGCUGGAAGAGUAUUAGCUUCUGAUGCAGCUGUUUUCUUGAAAAAGUCUGGAUUGACAGAUUUGGUACUUGGAAAGAUUUGGGACCUAGCUGAUACUGAUGGCAAAGGUAUUCUGAACAAACAGGAAUUUUUUGUGGCUUUGCGACUUGUGGCGUGUGCACAGAAUGGAUUGGAUGUUUCCCUGAGUAGUCUUAACUUGCCUGUUCCUCCACCAAGAUUUACUGAUACUAGUAGUCCCUUGCUACUCAGUGGAACAGCAUCAAGUGAUCUACCAUGGGCUGUAAAGCUGGAAGACAAGGCCAAGUAUGAUUCUAUUUUUGACAGCCUAAAUCCAGUGAAUGGACUGUUGUCAGGGGAUAAGGUGAAACCUGUGCUCCUGAACUCAAAACUGCCAGUGGAUAUCUUAGGACGAGUGUGGGAAUUGAGUGAUAUUGACCGUGAUGGAAUGUUGGAUCGAGAUGAGUUUGCAGUUGCAAUGUUUUUGGUGUACUGUGCUUUGGAGAAAGAACCAGUGCCAAUGUCCUUGCCUGCAGCUUUGGUGCCACCAUCCAAGAGAAAACCUCUCAGUGUUCCAGGAGCAAUGCCAUUAAUACCACCUUUAACCAAAGAGUCUCCUCAGUCCUUGCCACCUGUGGGCAUUUUAGCUGCCAAAACACCAUUAACACAGUGGGUUGUAUCGCCUGCAGACAAAAUUAAGUACGAUGAGAUCUUUGUGAAAACUGACAAGGACAUGGAUGGAUUUGUGUCAGGUGUGGAAGCCAGAGAACUAUUCCUGAAAACAGGACUGCCUUCUGCUCUCCUUGCACAUAUCUGGGCUCUCUGUGACACCAAGGACUGUGGGAAGCUUUCAAAGGAACAGUUUGCUUUGGCUUUCUAUUUAAUUAAUCAGAAGUUAACAAAGGGCAUUGAUCCACCUCAGGCUCUGACUCCAGAGAUGAUUCCACCUUCAGACAGGGGUGUCAGUUUACAGAAGAGUACUCAAGGACCGAAUUCUGUAGCAGAUUUUUCUGCAAUUAAAGAACUUGAUUCAUUAAACAAUGAAAUUGUGGACCUGCAGAGGGAAAAGAAUAAUGUGGAGCAAGAUCUCAAGGAGAAAGAAGAUGCCAUCAAGCAGAGGACAAGUGAGGUCCAGGAUCUCCAGGAUGAAGUAAAGAGGGAGAGCAGUAAUCUGCAAAAGCUGCAAGCUCAGAAACAGGAGGCACAGGAAACCCUUAAUGAUCUUGAUGAGCAGAAGGCCAAGUUGGAAGAACAACUUAAUGACAUCAGGCAGAAGUGUGCAGAGGAAGCCCAUUUGAUUGCCAUGCUGAAGGCUGAAAUAACAAGCCAGGAAUCAAAGAUUUCAGCAUAUGAAGAUGAACUGACCAAAGCCCAAGAGGAGCUGAGUCGCCUGCAGCAAGAAACUGCAGAGCUGGAGCAUUGCAUAGAGUCUGGGAAAGCACAGCUGGGACCUCUUCAGCAACAUCUGCAGGAUUCACAACAGGAAAUCAAUUCAGUGCAGACAAAGCUCCUUGAGCUGAAAGAACUGGAAAAUAACCAAUUUAGUUGGCACUCUCAGCCCCAUAGUACACUUGUUAAUGGAACUGUGGAUCAUUCUAGUCUUAGCAACAGCAGCAGUGAAACUGCAAACCUUAAUGAGAAUGCUGAGAGGGAAAGUGUAGCAGAAGAGGAACAAACAAACAGUGUGUCUCCAAUAAGGAAUAGUCCUGAAACAGCAGUCUCUGUUGGAGAAGAGAAAGAGACCCCAGCUGCAACUGUUACCAAAAAAGAAGAUCCAUUUGAUGCUGAAUCUCAUCCGUUGCCUGAUCUAGUUUCUGAAGCCAGUUUAGAGUUCUUCCAGUCUGACCCUUUUGUUGGCAAUGAUCCCUUCAAAGAUGACCCUUUUGGAAAAAUUGAUCCCUUUGGUGGUGAUCCCUUCAAAGGCUCAGACCCUUUUGCAGCUGAUUCUUUCUUCAAACAAUCCUCCAGCGACCCUUUUGUGACUGCUGGCACUGAUCCAUUUAGUUCUGCAGACAACAAUAAUAGUACCACAACAGAGUUAUCAAAGAAGAAUGACCCUUUUGCUCCUGGUGGAACCACUGUUACUACAUCAAAUGAUCUAGCUACAGACCCCUUUGCCUCCCUGUUUGGAAGUGAAUCCUUUGAAGGUGGCUUUGCUGACUUCAGCACGCUGUCCAAGGCCAACAAUGAGGAUCCUUUUAGCUCUUCCACAUCAGGCUCUGUCAGCAGUGUCACCAUAACUAAAAACUUGUUUGAAGAACCACCAGCUAAAAAUGAGGAUGUUCCUCCUGCACUGCCCCCUAAGACAGGAACUCCCACCAGGCCCUGUCCACCCCCACCUGGGAAAAGACCUAUCAAUCAAAUAGACUCUUCAGAUUCCUUUAAGUCGAGCGACCCAUUUCAGCCUUUCCCCACCCCAGACAUUCCCAAAGAACAAGAAGCAGAUCUAUUCUGUGAUCCAUUUGCUCCCACCAGCAUCAGUAAAGAGGCUGACCCCAACAAUUUUGCAAACUUCAGUACUUAUUCUACUGAGGAAGACAUGAUUGAAUGGGCUAAGAGAGAAAGUGAGAGAGAAGAAAAAGAAAGAUUGGCAAGACUAAAACAGCAAGAGCAAGAAGACUUGGAACUGGCUAUUGCACUCAGUAAAUCUGAAAUAUCAGAAGCAUGAAGUUUAGAAUAAGAUUUUAUCUGACAUAAACUGUUUUGUCCCUUUUCCUCAGUACCUAAUGUAUUUAAAUGUUAAUCAGAAAAUGCAUAUAUACAAGAAACUAUGAAAGGUUUUAAAUUUCUGAAAGUGAUGUGAAUGUUUCUGCUAAAUUCAAUCCUUUUGGUUAUUGUUUGAAUAAUUGUUAAGUUUAGCAUUCAAUUUCUCUCACGUUUUCAGGAGAGCAAAGUACUUUUCCCAGCUGAAAGCAAAUCAGUUUAAAAUGCAGAUAGAGAGGAUGGGGUUUGACUGUAAUCUAUCAGCAGUUGGUAAUUGAGCAUAAAGUGAACACAGCAAUUAUUCUGUCAUGGCUGACUGUCUCCCAUCAAGCAGUUAGUCACUGGAAACCUUUUAUCCUUCUGAAGGGGUUUUAGUAAUGCCAGAGUUGUGGAGUGCUUUAUUUUAUAUGUAUGCAUAUAGAUUAUUUUUCUCCUCAUUGAAGAUUUUAUGUUGGAUUUAACAUAAUCUUCAUGGAGUCUCCACCAUAAAGAGUAUGUCUUUCUGAAACCUUUAUUGCUUUUCCUGCAUGAUCAUAGGUUUUAAGACAGACCUGUUAUUUUGUUUUAUAAAGCAAUUAAGCUGAAAAUUCAUGUGCAUUUGCUGUUGGCUAAGGUGACUGUCAAGUUGUGAGACCCCACUGCUAUUUGAGCCACUACUGCCUGUGAAAUAUGCAGCUGAACUGGCAAGUUAAUGAGUUCCAUUUGAAAUAGGAUUGAAAAUAGAAAGAAAAAACAGGUAGUCUGAUUUCUGGUUUUUUUUUUUAACCACAGUUGUUUUCUGUAUAUGUAAUUUAUUGAAUGCCAACUGAUAGUUGCACCUUAAACAGAAUGAUUUCUGAAUGGUCACUGAGUCAGAGUAGGAUUGAUAGAAUGUUAAUGAAAAUAACUUAUUG